Hypoxylon fragiforme is the source of this 375-nucleotide messenger RNA. RefSeq lists its product as uncharacterized. The record is from RefSeq and is a predicted model, not a curated record. NCBI's taxonomy places the organism in Eukaryota, Fungi, Ascomycota, Sordariomycetes, Xylariales, Hypoxylaceae. Bases 1 to 375 code for a protein of 124 amino acids. The transcript has 2 exons.
AUGUUCCCCAUGGUUCCGCCUUUAAAGCUCACAAACAACAGCCUAUACGAAAACGGCAAUCGAGCACCUAACGAUAAGUCGGCCUGGGACGCAUGGGUGGGGGUUCUGUUCGGCUACCAAGAACGAUUGCACCUGUUACGGAGAAUGCUCAACGCAUCGGUGGACAUUACCUGUCUUGAAAUCACGCCAAUGAAGAGGAAUUCGACGACGGAGAUAUCCAUGUCUGGUAAUUUCCAAGGCGAAGAUGCCGAGAUGACCAACGCCGAGGUUGAUCAGGUCACCGAGGGAAUGGAGAGCAUGGCUCUCUCCAUUCCCUCUGUGACGACAGCAAAUGAUGGAUGCAUGGAUGAGGUCCAUAAUUCUUGGAGCCCAUAG